Oryzias latipes (Japanese medaka) is the source of this 3336-nucleotide messenger RNA. RefSeq lists its product as uncharacterized. The record is from RefSeq and is a predicted model, not a curated record. Gene Ontology annotation, molecular function: protein serine/threonine kinase activity; ATP binding. Gene Ontology annotation, biological process: protein phosphorylation. NCBI's taxonomy places the organism in Eukaryota, Metazoa, Chordata, Actinopteri, Beloniformes, Adrianichthyidae. Gene Ontology annotation, cellular component: nucleus.
AUUCUCGGACACGGCACCAAGCGGAAGGGGCACGCGCGUGGAGGCGAUAAAGCGAAUGCAAACCGAGUACGCAUGUGCGGUGCAGGUUGUAGUUUGUCGUGUUGCACUCUGAUGUUUUUUUUCUCUGUUUGGUUCGAGUUAAAGAAAAAUAAAUUAAUCACGGGAAAACGUAACUUUUCUGAAUCUUUUCAUAGUUAAAGUCAGCAGAAUAAAAAAAUGUGAUGGAGCGAUUCGAGUCUUUGGGUCCAGUCGGGGAGGGCAGUUACGGCACGGUGCUCAAGUGUCGCCACAGGGAAUCUGGCCGCCUCGUUGCCAUCAAGAAGUUCAUAGACUCCGACGAUGACAAGACGGUGAGGAAGAUUGCCCUCAGGGAGAUCAAGCUGCUCAGGCAACUCCGUCAUGAAAACCUGGUGAACCUCCUAGAAGUAUGGAAACGCCGCCGCCGCUGGUAUCUGGUGUUUGAGUUUGUGGACCGGACCCUUCUGAAUGAUCUGGAACAAAAUCCAGGCGGGCUGAAUCUGGACACCGCCCGCCAGUACCUGUAUCAGAUACUGAGAGCAACUGACUUCUGCCACCAGCAAAACGUCAUCCACCGGGACAUCAAACCAGAAAACAUUCUCAUUUCUCACAUGGGCGUGGUCAAACUAUGUGACUUUGGCUUUGCCCGCACCAUGACUUCCCCUCCUGAGAGUGCUGUCUACACCGACUAUGUCGCUACCCGUUGGUACAGAGCUCCUGAAUUGUUGGUGGGAGACUUCAAGUAUGGCAAACCGGUAGAUGUUUGGGCUGUCGGCUGUCUGAUAAUAGAGAUGCUUACAAGUCAGCCUCUGUUUCCGGGAGAGUCCGACCUCGACCAAAUACACCACAUUGUCCGAUGCUUUGGUAACCUGAUGACUCAACACCAGGAGCUCUUCUAUAGAAAUCCUGUCUUUUCUGGAGUCAAACUACCAGAGUGUUCAGGAAGUGUCUCACUGCAGCAGCGAUUCCCCACAAUCCCAGCAGCAGGAAUCAAUCUAGCCCAGAAAUGUCUUGAAAUGGAUCCAGAGAGAAGAGCGCAGUGCUCUGAGCUUUUACAGAAUCCUCUUUUCACAGAAGACUCUUUCCACAUCAGGUUUUUGGAAGAGCUAAACGUUAACAUCCAAAAAGAGCAAAGAGAGACCUCCACCCUUCCAAAGAUCACUAAAACUCCAAGAAGUGAAAGAGAUGAGAAACGCAACACUGGCAAGGACAAGAAACAGACUAAAGACAUGGAGGAGAAAAUAAGUAAGGAAAAGAUGGAGAAGACCAAAGGAAAGCCACUUUUGAAGAUUUUUAAAACUUCACGAAAUACCUCAGAAUCUCAGAUGUCCAAACAGUCCAAAACAGGCAGCAAGGGAAUCCAUCCUUCUGUCACGAAGAGCAAACAUGGAAAAGCUCACGGAGGAGAGUUCAGCAAGCCUUCAGAUAGUUCCAAGUUGGUCAAAAUACAGAUUUUUGAGUCUGGAGAUGCAACCAAGACCUCAUCAAGCCUGAAGAAUAAAAAUCCAGACGUACCAACAGCAAAACUUGUUGUACACCCAAGACAAGAGCAUCUGCAACAUGCAAAAGACAACUGUGGGUCAGCCCCCGAUAAACACCUGGUAACCAUCAGGACGUUUACCAAAUCUGAGUCAAGUCAAGAGUUCGCAAAGAGCUGGAGCAACAUGAGCUUUAAAGUACCACAAUUGUUUACACCUUCAUCUCCAAGAACCCCAAUAGCUUCUACCGUUAAUGAGGCAAACACAAGAAUUUCACUCAAACCCUUACAGCUGUCAAACUGUGACUCUGCCCUGUCAGAGCCUUCAGGCACCAAGCCAAGCAAAGCCUGGUACCAGUCGAACCAGCACCUCUCAGACAAACUGACUGUCCACUUAGAUCAAAGCAAGUCUGAAUGUCCAAAGGUCCUACAGCCAAACCUCAAGGUAUCAAAGACUACAUCCAACAGUACUUUAAAGAGCUCUCAGUCUUCAAAGAAUGCAAGUUUCGAGUUUUCAGAGCCGUUAUCCUCAAAUGUUUUGGUUCCAGACGGAAUUCACCACUCUACUGUCCCAUCCAAAAGAAUCUCAGCCCCAGCCACAUGCAAAACAGGCGUCUCUUCAAAGACCCUGUCUUCAGUCAGGGAACAUAAAGAGGACAGUCAUGGUGCGGACAGGAAUCAAUCUUCACACUUGAGUCUGAUGUGGUCUUCCUCUGGUCCUACAUUUUCAGAAGCCACCACAAAAGAUGGUAGGACUACAAAUUCAGAGCCAAAUGCAAACCUUUCAACUGCAAUCAUGGCACCAAUAGUCUCAGAUAGACCAGACAAUAGAGAUCUCCCUGUGUCCACACAGUCAGACGCUAAGCUUUCAAACAACCAAACCUAUGAAACCUCCGGAAAUGCAGAAAAUGGCAACAAGAAAAACUACAGUGAGUUCGGAUCCGACAUAAAAUCCUACAGCGUUCCUCAUCCUAAACCAAACCAAACAAUACCAACUUGUAACCACAUGAAGUCCACUGUGACCCCCAGCUUUCAGAAAAUCACGCUGAGAAGCAGCAACGGAGAAAAAGUGGAGACAACAUCAGCAUCCACAGCUGGAGACGUGGCCUCCAUCCUUCCUGUAGAGCCCAAAACUUUAACAAGAGGCUUCGUCCUUCACGACCCUACAGAUUCUACAGACUUUCAUUUCAUUGAAACUCCUCCACCGACACUCUCGCCCACUCCUCUGCUGCUACCUCCAUCCCCCACAUGCCCCGCCUCUGUCCUUGGAACCAGCAACACCACGGACAGUGAUCGCCUCCACCCUGGAAUCUGUAAUCUGAGGUCUGCAGACAUUCCACGGCAUCACAGCAGCGUUCAACAAGCUGAGCAAUAUUUGUUGAGCUACACCACAGCAUCCUUCAUCCAUCAGGCGCCAGAAGACUUCCCAUCCAACCACUGUAACCUUGGUAACUGCAGCGCCACUCUGGCCAGGAACCAAUCACAAGUGAAUUUUCCAGAACUUAGAAGCUCAACGCUGCCGGAACUUCGAGGAAGAGACGGAAAACACCAUCAAAGCCUGGCUAAGGAACCGUGGAAGAACUAAGCACAGUUGCAUCAUCAGAACCCUGCAGGAUUCCUGACAGAACAGGAAGUGCUGUUUUCUUUCUGACGUGCUAACAGUUGUCAUCUUAACACAGUCGGGAUGUUUCUUCCUUCUUCCUUACUGGACGUCUGGGAGACACAAGCUGUUUCAAUUCUUUUAUUCAUAUAAAAAUAAUUAUUUUGAAUUAAAACAUUAAUUUAAAUGUCUUAAAUAAGCUAUUUCACAUUUCUUUUGUCGACGACUCAAAAAUAAAAGA